Messenger RNA from Balaenoptera ricei (Rice's whale), 3376 nucleotides. It is a transcript of the gene NLRP6, whose product is annotated as NLR family pyrin domain containing 6. Gene Ontology annotation, cellular component: canonical inflammasome complex; cytoplasm. Gene Ontology annotation, biological process: acute inflammatory response; regulation of inflammatory response; response to bacterium. Gene Ontology annotation, molecular function: peptide binding; vasopressin receptor activity; ATP hydrolysis activity. Lineage: Eukaryota; Metazoa; Chordata; Mammalia; Artiodactyla; Balaenopteridae. The record is from RefSeq and is a predicted model, not a curated record.
AUGGCCAAAGAUUCGGACACCAUGUCAGGGUCCAUCACAGCCGCUGAGCUGGCCACGCCACUCGCCCAGGGCUGUGGGAACCAGGUGCGUGGACAGAAGCCAGCUCGCCCGGCACAGGUGCGUUCGCCAGAAACCGCCAAGCUGUCUCGCACAGUGGCUGUUGCAUUUUGCGUUCCCUCCAGCAGUGAGGAGAGCUCCUGUUACUCCACAUCCUCGCCAGCAUUUGGUGUUGGCGGUGUUCUGGAUCUUCGCCAUUCCAACAGCGUGGAGCCCCGCGCUGCCGCCGCCCGGGAGCUGCUCCUGGCUGCGCUCGAAGACCUAAGCCAGGAGCGGUGGAAGCGCUUCCGCCACAAGCUGCGGGACGCCGCCGGACCGUGGGGGCGGCUGGAGGGCGCGGGCGCCGUGGACCUCGCGGAGCACCUGAUCCAUUUCCACGGGCCGGAGCGCGCGCUGGACGCGGCGCGAAAGACCCUGGAGAGGGGGCGCGCUGCGGCGGCGCGGCCCCAGGAGCAGCGGCAGCGGAGGCUCGGCCCCAGCUCCUCGGCGCUGCUCUCCGUGUCCGAGCACAAGCAGAAAUAGCGAGAGCACGUGCUGCGGCAGCACGCCAGGGUGAGGGAGAGGGACGCCCGCUCCGCGAAGGUCAGCGAGCGCUUCACCAAACUGCUCCUCGCGCCCGAAAGCGCUGCCCCGGAGCACGAGGCCCUGGGGCCCGCGGAGGAGCCGGAGGGACGCGCUCGGCGCUCCGACACCCGCACCUGCAACCGCCUGCUCGGCCGCGACGGGGAGGGCCAGAGACCGCCGACCGCGGUGCUGCAGGGCCCGGCGGGCGUCGGCAAGACCACGGCGGCCAGGAAAAUCCUGUACGACUGGGCGGCGGGCAAGCUGUGCCACGGCCAGGUGGACUUCGCCUUCUUCGUGUGUUGCCGCGAGGUGCUGGAGCGACCGGGCACGUGCAGCCCGGCCGACCUGAUCCUAGACCAGUACCCCGACCGCAACGCGCCGGGGCGGCAGAUGCUAGCGCAGUCCGAGCGGCCGCUGUUCAUUCUGGACGGCGUGGACGAACUGCCGGCGCCAGGGCCCGCCGAGGCCGCGAGCGGCGCGCGGGUGCUGGGCGGCCUGCUGAGCAAGGCGCUGCUGCCCUCGGCCCGCGUGCUGGUGGCCGCGCGCGCCGCCGCCCCCGGGAGGCUGCAGAGCCGCCUGUGCUCCCCGCAGCGCGCCGAGGUGCGCGGCCCCUCCGACAAGGACGAGAAGUACUUCUACAAGUCCUUCCAGGACGAGUGGAGGGCGGAGCGUGCCUACCGCUUCGCGAAGGAGAAUGAGACGCUGUUCUCGCUGUGCUCCGCUGUGUGCUGGGUCGUGUGCCGUUCUGCGCUAGCUGCUCCAGGUCCUGACCUGUCGCGCACCUCCAAGACCACCACGUCCGUGUACCUGCUUUUCAUCGGCAGCGUCCUGAGCUCGGCGCCCGCGGCCGACCCACCCCGCCUGCAGGAAGAGCUGCGCAAGCUGUGCCGCCUGGCCUGCGAAGGCGUCCUCGGGGGCGGGGGCAGGGCGCAGUUCUCUGAGAAGGACCUGGAACGACUGGAGCUUUGCGGCUCCAGAGUCCAGACGCAGUUUCUCCGCAAGAAGGAGAUGCCCGUGCUGGAAACCGAGGUCACCCACCGGUUCAUCGACCAGACCUUCCAGGAAUUCUUAGCCGCGCUGUCCUACCUGCUGGAGGACGAAGGGGCUCCCCAGACACCUGCUCGCGGCGCGGGGGCACUUCUGCGGGGGGCCCCGGAGCUGCGUGGCCGCCUCGCGCUCACUACGCGCUUCCUUUUCGGGCCACUGAACGCAGAGAGGAUGCGCGACAUGGAGCACCACUUCGGCUGCGCGGUUUCAGAGCGCGGGAAGCAGGAUGUCCCGAGGUGGGUGCAGGAUCCGGGCCAGGGCUGCCCUAGGGCGGCGCCAGAGGGGACGGAGGGGACCCAAGCGCUCCGGGGCGCUGGGGAGUCAGAGGAGGAGGAGGGCGAGGAGCUGAAAGACCUGCUGGAGCUGCUGCACUGCCUGUACGAGACGCAGGAGGACGCCCUUGUGCACCAGGCCCUGCGCGGCCUCCCCGAGCUGGCCCUGGAGUGAGUGCACUUCAGCAGAACGGACCUGGCCGUCCUGAGCUACUGCGCGCGGUGCUGCCCGGCGGGGCAGGCGUUGCAGCUGGUUAGCUGCAGACUGGCCACCGCACAGGAGAAGACGAAGCAGAGCCUGAUGAAGCGGCUGCAGGGCCGCCUGGGAGGCAGCUCCUCUCGAACCACCAUGAGAAAACCGGACUCCCCACUGCAUCCACUCUGCAAGUGGACCGACAGACAGUGUGGUCUGAACACCCUGACGCUGUCCCGCUGCAAACUGCCCGACUUGGUCUGCGGAGACCUCUCUGAGGCCCUGACGGAGCUGGGCCUCUUCCACAGCUGGCUCAGCGAGGCUGGCCUGCAUGCGGUGAGUGAGGGCCUGGCCUGGCCCCAGGGUGCUGCAGACACUCAGGUGGUGCAGCAGCUGGGCCUCCAGGAGGCUCCCAGUACGUGUUUGCCAACGCUGACUACCCUGGACCUCAGUGGCUGCCAGCUGUCGGGGCCUAUGGCGACCUACUUGUGUGCCGUCCUGCAGCUCCCAGGGUGCCGCCUGCAAAGCCUCAGUCUAACCUCCGUGGAGCUGAGCAAGCAGUCGCUGCAGGAGCUGCGGGCCGUGGGGACAGCAAAGGCGGGACUGGCCACCACCCACCCAGCGUUGGACAGUGACCCGCAGCCUCACAAAGGGCUCGGCAGUGCCCCCGAGGCCCUGGGGGAGGGCUCCAGUCAGCCCUGCGGAGUAGCCCUCCCCACUCCGAGGGCGAGAGGGUGGCGCUCUCUGCUGUGGGCAACUCUUUUGAGCCUAAGGGGCCCUGGACAGGCAGGUGGGAGACCCAGACAGACACGGCCCCUUGCCUGCUCCUGGACAGCCCCCGAGACCUCCCCACACCCUGGGGACAGGUAUGUCUCCGUCCUCCCCACCAGGAGGAGGGGCUCCCCUCCCCUAACCCCACUGCUGCCCCACCCACGUUCCUCUCCUGGGAGCCUCCAGCCCCCCCGCUGCAGGCACCCCUCAGCAGCAAGGGUGAUGAUGGGCGCCCCCAGGAAUUGAGGGCCUUCACCUGGUGCAGGAUGACGCAUUUGCUGAUCCUGAGGACCUACAGUGUGCUGGCCUUCACCUGGUGCAGGGUGACCCAUCUGCUGAUCCUGAGGACCUACAGUGUGCUGGCCUUCGCCUGGUGCAGGAUGACCCAUCUGCUGAUCCUGUGCCCACGCACAGUAUGGGCACCCAUAGCCCACUACUCGGCUCCAGCCGUAGGGGAUCAAGCAGGGGCUGC